This is a messenger RNA of Hemicordylus capensis (graceful crag lizard), 1642 nucleotides long. Its product is annotated as C-factor-like. Bases 251 to 1021 code for a protein of 256 amino acids. The transcript is spliced from 6 exons. Lineage: Eukaryota; Metazoa; Chordata; Lepidosauria; Squamata; Cordylidae. The record is from RefSeq and is a predicted model, not a curated record.
AGACUCCUACCAGAAGCCUCGGAGAGCCGCUGCCAGUCGGUGUGAACAAGACAAGACAAGCUCCCUGCGUUUCUCUUGAAAGGGAGGAAAGGCUCCUUUUUCCAGGCCCGGCACUGAGUGGCUGCCGCAGCAGGAGGCCGCGAAGAGGCGCGCUGAGCAGAGGAGCGGGAGGAGGUGGGGCGAGGAGGCGGCCAAGUCUGUCGGCGAGGUCAGAGGCCGCCGCGGAGGCCGCCGCGCACCGGAUGCUCGGAUGGCGGGGCUCGGAGCGCGCAGCGUCCUGGUGACCGGAGCCAACCGCGGGAUCGGCCUGGAGCUCGUCCGGCAGCUCUUGGGCAAGCCCGACCCUCCGCAGUGGGUCUUCGCCUGCAGCCGGGAGCCGGACGGGGAGCGCGGGCAGGAAUUGCGGAAUUUGGCUUCCAGACACCCAAAUGUUGUAAUGAUAAAACUCGAUGCUACGAGUCCUGCAAGUGUUAAGGAUGCCGCAGGCUGCGUGGAGGAUCACCUGAAGGGCUCUGGGCUCAAUCUGUUGAUAAACAAUGCAGGGAUUUAUAAAGAGGUGGAUCUGGAAGCAGUGGAUCUGGAAGACAUGAUCAAUAAAUAUAAGACCAAUGUGGUUGGGCCACUGUUAGUAAGCCAGGCUUUCCUGCCUCUGUUAAGGAGGGCCGCCCAAGCCAGCUUGCAGGAAGGGCUGAGCUGCAGAAAGGCAGCCAUUGUCAACAUUUCCUCUCUCUUGGGCUCCAUCAAGUUAGUCUCGCUAACCUACGGCAAGCCCGCAAUCUCUUACCGCUGCAGCAAGGCUGCUCUUAACAUGCUGACAGAGUGCCAGGCUAUGAGCUACAAGGAGGAUGGAAUUCUGUGCACCAUGAUUCAUCCGGGAUGGGUGAAGACAGACAUGGGUGGCCAAGAGGCUGACGUCACAGUGGACGAGAGCGUGCGAGGAAUCCUCAGUGUCCUUUCCACACUCAGCAAUGAGCACAGCGGUGCUUUUUUUGAUUGGAAGGGCAAGAAGCUUCCUUGGUGAAGGUCCUAUAUAUCAAUAACAGGCGAGACCCAGCCGGGAUGAGAGUUUGUUUCUGUGACCCACGCCCUGGGUGCCCAAAAUAGCCUCUAAAAGAAGCCAGCACAAGUCUUGAAGCCACUUUCUUCAAUCGGUUUGGGCAGAACUUCUCAGACGGUGAAUAAACCUCCUUCUGUUCAGAAAUGUUUGUCCUCCUUUAUAGGCCCAGUGUCUUCAGAUGGUGCAGGAAAAAGAAGUCUUGGUUUGCAUGGCAUAGUGUGGAACCUAGCUGCCAGAUGCAAGAUACAGUGAUGCAGGAUAAUUUCUCCUACUUUCCGCAUGGAAAGUACCCUUACGAGAUCACCUUGCUAUCCAUGUGGCUGAGUCUGUGUGUGUGUGUGUCCCACCAACAACUUUGCAAUUGCUGUACUGAUUUGCCCCAAAUUUGGUACAGGUACAAGAGACUGCCCCCAGCAAGCUAGAAGCUGAGUAGAAAGAAAGUACAGAGGACUCUGAGUAGAGACCAGUAUAGAGCCAGGUAGUGGUUGUAUUUUUUCAGCUUUUUAUUUCCCCCUGACAUGAUCUGUAAGUAACUGUUUUGAGUGUGUAUGUUUUGCUGUAAAAUAAAUGUUUUAAUUGAACUGA